AUGCUUCGCGAAACCCCCUCGAAUAUUGACACAAUUGUAGUCGGUGCCGGGCCCGGUGGCUUGUACACUGCCAUCGAACUCUAUCGCCAAGGCCAUUCUGUUGCUGUGCUUGAAAGCCGAGACAAGCUUGAACCCGUUGGUGACUUUGUUGGAAUAGGUCCUUCUGUUACCAAACAGUUUGAAAAGUGGCCAGGAAUGAUGCAGACAUACCGUGACAGCAUUUACCGGCCAGAUCUAUUCUUGCUGGCUCACGACGGGAAGCAACUUGGCGGACCAUUCCACCUCUCGGAGAAAUCAGACUACCGACCGGUCCCCAUCAGUCGUACAACACUUGUACAGUUUCUGUAUGACUAUGCCAUAUCACUGGGGAUACCAGUCCUCUUCUCCAAGAAGGUCGCCACAUACGGCGAAUCGGACGAUGGGACACGGGCAUUCGUCGUGACUGAGUCGAACGAACGGUUCGAAGCGGAUCUAGUCGUCGCCGCUGAUGGAAUUGGCACCAAGGCCACCGCCAUUACCAACGGAAAAGAAAUCAAAGCUUUUAGCAGUGGCCAGUCCGUGUACAGGGUCACAUACCCUACAGCACUACUAAAACAGAACAGCUUUCUCUCAAACAUCUACACCUUUGGACCGGGGCAGCCUGACUAUUGUGAAGUAUACCUCUCUCUUAAAGGUACCAUGAUUAUCUUAGUUUCUCCAGAGACUACAACCUGGCUCUUUACACACGUGGAUACUGGCAGCGCCGCUCAGGAAUCGUGGGCCAAAACACUCAGUGUAUCCGAUGUAAUGGCUACACUUUCGGAAACAGAAGUGGAAUGGGAUCGCAGGUGCCUUGAGAUUAUUCAGUUGACUCCAUCCGGCUCCAUCACCGACUACAAGUUGACGUUUCGAGACCCCAACCCAGAGUGGACAUCCAAGGGUGGCCGCAUCGUUAAAAUCGGAGACGCUGCUCACUCUUUUAUUCCGAAUUCUUCAAACGGAGCCACCCAGGCAAUGGAAGAUGGUCAGUCUCUAGCCGCCUGUCUCCGUCUCGCCGGCAAGCAAAACAUUAGUUUGGCGACCCGAAUCCAUACCCGUCUCCGAUUCGAGCGAACAUCGUGUGCGCAAAAGAAUGGUUUCAAGAAUAGAGAGAAAUGGGCGACGAAUUCAUUUGACGCUAUCCGACAGAAUCCACUGAUGGCAGUCAAAUCCAUCGGGCGGUGGCUUAGCAACCAUGACCCCGAGCAAUACGUUUACGACAAUUGGGUGGCCUGCUUGAACCAUCUUGUUAGCGGUUCAGGGUUUAAAAAUACCAACCUCCCGCCAGGAUAUGAAUAUGAGCCGUGGACGAUGGACGAGCUGUUGGCGUCAGGUGUCCAAGAUGUUGAUUCUGGAGAUUGGGACUAAACAUAGUGCAAAGAGAUUUCGAAUUAGACUAUAUUGAAAUUUAAUAGAUCAUUUUUUU
Molecule: messenger RNA, 1444 nt
Organism: [Torrubiella] hemipterigena
Lineage: Eukaryota; Fungi; Ascomycota; Sordariomycetes; Hypocreales; Clavicipitaceae
Source: the annotation of a GenBank genome assembly